GCCAGCUCGUGAGAAGUCGGGAUCGAUGUUGGGUCACCGACUAGAAGUUUCUAAGAAUUCGCGCUUGCAUGGCAGUCGGUGUUUGUGCGUGAGGUGUUGACAUUGGUAUAGAAAAGUUAACUAGUCUGUGAUAAACAAAACAAAAUGAUUCAGGGAUAUGGGCCAGUAAUGCAAGCCUUUCUAGGCACCCUAUUUACCUGGGGUUUAACGGCAGCUGGGGCCGCACUUGUCAUUGUUAUCAGAGGGUCACAGAGAAAAUUGCUUGACGCCAGCCUUGGAUUUGCAGCAGGUGUAAUGACAGCAGCCUCUUUUUGGUCCCUUUUAUCCCCUGCAAUCGAAAUGGCUGAAACAUCAAAAUUAUAUGGGGAUUAUGCAUUUGCUCCAGUUGGAUUGGGAUUUCUUCUGGGAGCCUUAUUUGUAUAUGGUGCUGAUAUAUUAAUUACAGUGCUUGGUGUCCAUUCCCCUAAUAUGAUGCUAGCCUUACAUCCCAGUAGUAAUAGAAAAGACAGACGUGAUAGUGCAAGACGCGAUUCACAUUUUUCCUCGCCAGAAUCGACUGCCAUAGACGGAUUUACUGAUAUUGUAGGAAGUGUUCAACGGAGAAGGGUAGGUAAACAUCAUAAACAAUCAAGAGCAAAUGAAGAUGUUGUUCCCUUGGUUCAGAGUUACGAAGAUGUCUCAAACAUCGAAGAAAUUCAGCAUGGACAAUGGAAAAGGAUCAUUCUCCUUGUGGUUGCUAUUACAGUGCACAAUAUUCCAGAAGGUCUUGCCGUUGGCGUGGGAUUUGGUGCCAUUGGAAGCAGCGGCUCAGCAACAUUUGAAAGUGCAAGGGAACUGGAGCUUGGGGGUCCCCUGCUUCCAUUAAAUUGUAUCCAAGAGGUAAGAGCUGUAUCGGCAACAAAGUGGUGAAAAUGUGAAACCGGGCACUUGGGAAGAAGGUCCAAAACUAAACAUUUACCUGUGAGACGACAGUUCCGUCGAGGAUGAUGACUUUGAUGACAGUAUUUACAUAAACAAUUUAUUGACAAUAAAAUAAAUAGUGUACAAUACAAUAUAAAACAAUAUAAAUAUUAUAAACAAGAGAAUAUCAUCUUCAUUCUAUGUUUUUCUGUGGUUACGGUUAACAGUGAUCAGGCAGUUACAUACGAAUGCAUCUUUUUCUUGACAUUAAUAAAGGAAAAAUCCA
Molecule: messenger RNA, 1186 nt
Organism: Brassicogethes aeneus
Lineage: Eukaryota; Metazoa; Arthropoda; Insecta; Coleoptera; Nitidulidae
Source: the annotation of a GenBank genome assembly